Prorocentrum cordatum is the source of this 664-nucleotide messenger RNA. NCBI's taxonomy places the organism in Eukaryota, Dinophyceae, Prorocentrales, Prorocentraceae. The record is from the annotation of a GenBank genome assembly.
GGCAGCCUGGGUCGCCGCCACGCUGCUCUCCGCGGCCCUCUUCGUGGCCGCGUGCGCGGCGCCCGGGUGCCGCCCAGACGCGGUCUUCUGGCCCACGCUGGCAGCCAGCACGGUGCUGUGGGUGGUCCGGGCAGCCAUCGACGUGCCCAGCUGCGAGCUGGGGGACUGCGACGAGGAGGGCCCCUCCGCGCACCAAUGGGCCCACUGGGCGGGCUCGCUGGGCUGCCUCUUCGCCUGGGCGGUGCUGUCGCUGCUGGCCAUCGAGCCCUGCCUGACGGCGAUGGUGUUCGUCCGGGGGCACCGGGGCGAGGGGAGCGUCCAGAGCCUGGAGCACAUGCUCGCCCAGAAUCCCAGGCCCGUGCAGUUCUUCUUCAGUGACGGCUUCGUCGACCACCACCUCAGCGUGACCGAGAGCUUGUGCGCCGCACGCCAGCCGCACGCCGACGACGCCGUCGUGGAGCGGCAACCAGCGGCGCCGGCGCCCGCCGAGCGGGCCAGGCUGGGGCCGCGAGCGGCACCUCUGGAGGGGAGGCCCGUGGCCUCGGCGCCGUGCGGCCCCAGGGACACCCUCUCCAUCGCCCCCGUCUUCGACUCGGAGCUCGAGGCCGUCACCAACGGCACGGUCCGCGCGUGGGCCCGCGGCACGCAGCGGGGCAAGGUGCCG